AUGAGUUCAGUCGCGAAGCCCGCUGUUGUGUCUACACAGCGAGAGACGAUCGCGACGCUCGAUUCGUUCCUUCGCUGGCACCUCCACGGCGCUGGCUUCAGCCACGUCUACCUCUACUUUGACGCGCCGGAGACCGAGCCGGACGCGCUUGCGCUCGCACGCGACGAGCGGUGGGGCGGCCGCGUCACCGUUUUUGCUGCUGACGCUGCCUUCCGCCAGCGAGAGGGCUACUCAGCUCUGCCGUCCUUUGACGAGCUCGCACCGAGCGUGGAGACGCACGUGCAGUCGCGUCAGCGGCUCAACUGCGAGCACUGCCUGCGGGCGUGCGCCUCUGCGGGCGUGGACUGGCUGCUGCACGUCGACAGCGACGAGCUGUUUGUGCCGGCGGCGGGGGAGCGCGCGCCGGCUCACUUUGGCCGUUUAUCUGCCCGCGGCUGCUGGCAGUUCACCUACCGAAACCUCGAGGCGGUGCCGACCGCUGCGGCGGCGGAAAGCGGCGACUGCUUUGCGCUCGUCGACCACUUCAAGCAGCACGAGGGCUCGCUGCCGGCGGCCGCGCUGGACGGGACGAGCGGCGCGGCGAAGGCGGCGCUGCAGCACUGGCUCGACCGGUCAGUGGCUCGGCUGGGCCGGCCUGCCUGGUACCUCUUCUACUCGAACGGCAAGUCGGCCGUGCGAGUCUCGUCGGCGGGCCAGUGCAGCGGCGUGCACGGGUGGGCGAGCGGCGGCGCGGAGGAGUCCACACACCGUGCUGGCGGGGGGUGGCUCACGAACCUGCAGAGGCGGCCGCCGCAGCCCUCCUCCUCGCGCCUCCUCGUCGAGGAAGAGGGGGCCGUGGUGCUGCACUACGCCUGCUGCACGCGAGUGGGCUUCGCGUCCAAGGACUGGCGCGCGCUCGGCUACCUCGACGGCGUGGGAACCUCGUGGGCACGCCGGUGGCAGCGGAUGCGCGACAAGGAGGAGAGGACGGGGAGGCUGGGCGAGGGCAGCUUGGGCGAGGGCAGCUUGGGCGAGGGAAGCCUGGGCGAGGAGCACCGCGCUCUGGUCGGUCUCGCUGACUCGGAGCUGCUCGAGCGCCACGUCGAGGCGGGCGUGCUCGUAAAGGACAGCCGGGUGCGGCGGUUCCUGCGCGGCGCCGCUUCUUCGCGAGACCCGACCCCGUGCGGCGAGGGCUGCGGCGAGGGCUGCGGCAGUGGCGGAGGCGGAGGCACACGCAAGGCGCGAGCUGCGGCGGCUCCGCUGGCGGCCGGCGAGCUCGAGGGAGGCGUGCGCGCGCUGCGCCGCAGCGGAGGGUGUGUGUUCAAGGUGGGCAGGACGGGCGGGGGAAGGGACGGCGGAGGGACGAAGCACUGCGAGUCUGCCGUGCGAGGGGACGAGGCCGCGGUGAUCGGGAGAGGCGAGGAGGCGUGCUUGCCCGGGCUGCGCCCGCUCCUGCGCAGGGAGGACGAGCUGGUCGCUGCGAUGGCGGGGCCGGCCACCGAGCUGCGGUCCGUCACGUCGCGCUCUCACCCGAUGUGCGCCUGCUACCCGGGCGGAGGGGCGAGGUACGUGCGCCACUUGGACAACCCGGGCGGCGCGGGCUGUAACGGGCGGCUGCUGACUUGCCUGUACUACCUCAACCCGGCCUGGCGCGGGGAGGACGGGGGGCAGCUGCGCCUCCACCGCAGGGACGGGUCUGUGGUGGACGUCGAGCCGCUCCUCGAUCGGCUGGUCCUGCCCGCCUCGAGACCUCGCUGGGCGAUCUCGACGUGGUACCACCGCCGCGAGGCGCAGCCGGCCCGCGAGGGGGAGGGGGAGGGGGAGGAGGUGAAUAUUGGCAGCGCGGGCGGCGGCCUGAGCGAGUGCAGCUUCGGCAACAGCACGGAGGAGAUCGAGAGCUUCCUGCUCGCCCUGCUCGCCCUGAAGGGCGGGGAGGCGCAGCACGCGCCAAAGGCCACGCACUACCGCGAGAACCUGAGGAGCUGGUAG
Molecule: messenger RNA, 1968 nt
Organism: Emiliania huxleyi CCMP1516
Lineage: Eukaryota; Haptophyta; Isochrysidales; Noelaerhabdaceae
Exons: 5
Coding region: 1-1968 (655 amino acids)
Biological process (GO): cellular response to hypoxia
Molecular function (GO): ferrous iron binding; peptidyl-proline dioxygenase activity; L-ascorbic acid binding
Source: RefSeq, a predicted model, not a curated record